Anthonomus grandis grandis is the source of this 2685-nucleotide messenger RNA. Its product is annotated as centrosomal protein of 120 kDa-like. The transcript is spliced from 10 exons. Lineage: Eukaryota; Metazoa; Arthropoda; Insecta; Coleoptera; Curculionidae. Gene Ontology annotation, biological process: interkinetic nuclear migration; centrosome cycle; positive regulation of centriole elongation. The record is from RefSeq and is a predicted model, not a curated record. Bases 294 to 2621 code for a protein of 775 amino acids. Gene Ontology annotation, cellular component: centrosome; centriole.
CGACUUUUUUAUAAAAGACAAAUAAGAAAAAUGAAUCAACUAGAGGGAAAAUACGUGAACGUGGUGUUAAGUGUGGAGGAUGGUCGCGGAAUGGAUUUCGUGAGGCACCCUAUCCAUGUGGCUGGAAAUUAUUGCGGACGGAUUUUGGGCUGGGUUUUCAACUUGUGUUUGGCGCUGUGAAUACGAAUACCACACAAAAAGUUCGUUAUCUACGGAAGCUCGGUAGAAAAGGGUUCUAAAAGGGGAGUAAUUUUUGGUAAGAAUCCGAUCAAUUAACUCCAGAAUGCCGUACAAUGUUCAACACCGAACUGAUCUGGGAGGUCGAAAAAAAAGACUUGAGAAAGCUAAGAAGCUCAAAUCAGCCCUUAAGGGUCGAAUGUUUAUCCACUGACCCCCAAAACAGACGAGACCGUAUCGGUUUCGUUUUAUUAAGUCUAAGAAGUGCCCAAAUAAUCACUUUGAAAGAGGCCAAGAGUCCUGUUAGUUUUAAAUGGUAUAAACUUAUCGGAUGCCAAGCAGACAAGAAAAAACACCAUCCGGAGCUCUAUCUCGCUUUAACAAUCCGGGAUCAUUUACUAAACGGUAUCGAAAACCCCCAAAAGGAAGAGAAUAUGCCUUUAAUAUCUGAAGAAGAGCAGCCCCAAGCAAAUGAAGAUGUUGAAUUUUCAACCACAUUUCCACUAAGAUACUUGGAUGACGGGUACAUCCAUAUUGGAGAUAGUGAGGAUUACGAAUCGUUUUCUUUAAACUUAUUGGUGAAAGAGGCGAGAAAUUUAGAUAAUUUAUUGCCAGAGGCUUUGGUUUUUAGGCAAAAUCAAGAGAAAUACCAUAUGAGUUUUAAACUGUUCGGGGUCAUAAUCAAGACCAAGCCUUUUUACAAGAAUUUUCACGAUACCUUUUUUCUAAACGAAAAAGUGGUCGUUCGUAUACUCUCCAACGAGCAAACCCUCUCCGACUUUUUCAACGCCCAAUCGAUAAAAAUAACAUUGUUUAGCGGACACGAAGUUUUGGGAAUCACCGAGGUGGCAAUGGGAGGAAUUUCAUUCCAGGAGGAGACCACCAGGAGUUACUUUAGACUUCCUACUCCAGAUGGAGUCGUACCGUUCGGAGGGGAUACGACUUCUCCAUUUUUGGAGAUUAAAGCUUGGUUAAAACGCAGUACUGAAUCUAAAUUUAAGCCAAAUCAAGACCUACGUACUCCCACAAAAAUAUUUCGUUCCCACCUGGAAAAAGCAGCCACACCACGCGGUGACGGUGACCAAAUUCCUAAUCUACACUUACCAGACCAUCUAGAAAAAAUCGAUUUAAAAUCAAAAAGCGAGUGCAGUAUUCCAAGCCCAGACUGUGAUAAUGUGGUGAUAACCAAAUCUGUAGAUACUGUGAUUAAAAGUGUGCCACUAUCACCAAGAAACGUCCCCAAGUAUGAUGUUCGUAGCGGUUAUGUUAAAUACAAUCUCGAAGUAAAUCUGCAACAUUUAGUGUGGAAGAUCCCACCGAAAGAGAAGAUUGUAAUAUUCAAGUUUUUGCACCCUAGGGCGUCAAAUUAUAUCACAAUAUUCACACAAUUAUCUAACGUGGUAGGCGAAACUGUUGACUUAAAGAACAUUGGAAUGAAAGUGAGUUAUGUGUCCACAAUUGAUCACAUUACCAACAUCUUAAAUGCUUGGCCUCCUAAAUUACUCCUAACAGAUGAAAGGGAAAAACUGCUUAGUGAGGAGUACGAGUUUGAUGCAUCCAAGUUCUUUCACGAAGAUUUCAGGACAUACAAAUACGUAGCAGACUUAAAAGCAGUUCGGACGUUCCAACCCUUAGCGAAGCUCCAGAUAAUGCUUAAUCUGGAAGAAUGUGAUUUGGGUGAUAAUGUGAAUACAGAUUUUCAGUUACAACCUCCCAUAAUAGAUGAAUUAAUUAGUAUUAAAGAGCUGGCCAGUCUAGAAAGUUGGAAAAAGUGCCAAAAGGAAAUUUUUGAAAAGGAAAUGGAGAAGUUUAUGGAAAAGGAGCGUGUCAAGCUGGAACAAGAGUGGCAAGAAAAGAAGCUACUCCUAGAGCAAAAGCUUGAUAAUCAAAUGCAAAAAUGCAAGAACCUUCAAGAGGAAAUGCAGAGAAAACUGAACAGCAUGAAAACCGACAAAUACUUAGGGAGACGUCGAAAUCACGCCAAUAUCUUUGAGGAAAUAUUCACGGAGAAUUGGGAAAAGUACAACACUGCAGACAUAAAAGAAGUGAUCACAGUAUUAAGUAGAAAUCAACGCGAUAAUGAAUAUCUCAGAAAACUAGUGGAAGAUCAGCGACAGAAACUCGAAAAGCUGGAAAAAACCGCCCUUACAAAAGAACAAACUGUUAGUUUACUUCAAGAGCUAAAAGGGUUGGAGAGGAAUUUCGAAGAAGCGCAACAUACAAAAGAGUAUUUUAAAGAGCAGUGGCGAAAGGCGUGUGAGGAAAUUCACCAAAUGAAAACAGAGGAGUACAAAGAGAUCCAGAUUAAAUUGAAGAAAAGCAAAGAGCAAUUGAGCAACUUAAGUUUGGAGAGUUUUAGCAAUUUCGUGAGAAACACGUUUGAGGACGAGGAGCUUUCGCCCUUAAGGAGCAUCCCUAGUGCCCAGAGUUUUUAUAAAGAGUGAAGUUUGUGUAAAAUAGGAAUUUGUUUCUUUAGGUAUCAAUAUAGACAAAAAGGGCAUUAACAAA